Siniperca chuatsi (mandarin fish) is the source of this 3745-nucleotide messenger RNA. It is a transcript of the gene desi1b, whose product is annotated as desumoylating isopeptidase 1b. The transcript has 6 exons. Lineage: Eukaryota; Metazoa; Chordata; Actinopteri; Centrarchiformes; Sinipercidae. The record is from RefSeq and is a predicted model, not a curated record. Bases 846 to 1340 code for a protein of 164 amino acids. Gene Ontology annotation, biological process: protein modification by small protein removal. Gene Ontology annotation, molecular function: peptidase activity.
AGGCGGGAUUUAUUUGCAGAGAGGCUCGACUCCGGAAAAAGGGUCCCCUCUCCAUGUGAAACAUGGAUGUAUAAAGAGAACUGGAUACAGCGUCGGAGGCGGGGCUCCAUGCAUUCAUAUGAAAGCUGUUCAGUGGCGCAUGAAGCCAAAAAAGUUCGACUUCCCGGUAUAAAAUUACCCUAGAGAUUCCGCGUUGUGCGGCCCCACAGGCGCAAUCAUUUAAGCGAGCCGGCCAACUUUCGGUUUAACCCUCCGCUAACUUGAAUCGGGAUAACAUGAAUUAAUCGUGCGGCUCUUCUAGACUUUCCAAAUAUUAUCAGUCCGAAUGGAUCUAAUUCGCAUACUGAAACGAGUCAUUUUGCGGGGGUUGUGGCGCUCCAAAAACAUCCACCGUUUUACAGCCGCUUCUUUCACAAUGUAAGUCUAUGGGGGAAAAAUCUCGUGGGGCCAGUGUGCAUCACGUGACAGACCCGGAAGUUGUAAUGCCACCGCUUGGCCGCUAUGUCAAAUUGGCUUCAAAACCUAGCGCACUUCCUGGGGGCUUGGUGUGAAAGCACUUUUCUUUGACAGUCAUGUUUUUGUUAACAGUUAGACAGUGACGCAGCACCAGCUGUUAGCACCCGGCAACCUCGGGCUAUCACUAGGAGAUUUAUAUUUGCUACUUUAUUUAUUACUUUUCAUUUUAAGUAGUCUGUAGUCAGUGUUUAUAUCCGUAACAGCUCCACGAUAAACUUUUUAAAGUUUUGUUUGGUAGCUAGCCGGCUAACUCUUGGUGGAUGUGAGUCAGCUAACUUUAUACUAGGUUAGCUGUAGUUGUCAUUUUGAAGAAAUCCCUUUGUGUCAUCAUGGACCAAACUGGCUCUUACCCAGUGAAACUGUACAUUUACGACCUGUCCAGAGGCAUGGCCCGCCAGAUGAGUCCCAUCAUGCUAGGGAAACAGCUUGAUGGGAUAUGGCACACUGCUAUUGUGGUCCAUGGAAAGGAGUUCUUCUUUGUUGGAGAAGGCAUCAACAAUUGUUCACCUGGUGGCACCCCCUUGGGUGAGCCUGACUCCAUAGUGGACCUGGGCUCCACUGAGGUGCCUGAAGAGAUCCUUAUGGAGUACCUGACUUCACUGGCAGAGUCCACAUACAGAGGUGACAAGUACAACCUGUUUGAGCACAACUGCAACGUUUUCAGCAACGAGGUGGCUCAGUUCCUCACGGGCAAAAAGAUCCCAUCGUACAUUACAGACCUUCCAUCUGAAGUACUGUCCACGCCUUUUGGCCAGGCUCUCCGUCCCUUACUGGAUUCUCUCGUUAUAAAUCCUGGAGGCAACAACAUCAUUGGGCAGAGAUAGACAGGGCUGUGCACAUUCAAGAAAGUACCUUCAUUUAAGCACCAUUGAAGCGGGUGAGACCAUCAACCACCAGCCAGACCCUGAUAACAUCUCUGUCUGUGGUUGACAUGCUGAUUGGGCGGCCUUCUCUAUUCAGUUUCAAGUUCAGUUUCUGCAUAUUCUGCACAUCUGAGGUUGUAAAGUGUGCCAACCACUGGGGCCAGGGGACUAAAAGAGUGGAUUUCUACUCUGGGUGCGAUAAAUCAGAUGCAGCUACAAGUUUGUGUGUGUUUGUAAAGUGAGAGUACGUCACCUGGUUUAACCAAAUCAUGUCCUCCAGAUCUGUAUUUUCAGUUGUUAUUUAAGAGGCUGAAUUCAUCCUUUCCUGCACUGAGAGGCUUUUUAAAUAAACAUCUUCAUCCUUUACGAAGGUGCUUCAUUAUGACAACUUAUUAGGAAGAGUGUUACAAUUAGAUGAAAUUGAUUGACAUGUGCAGAAAUGUAUGUAUUAUAGAAUUGGUAUAUCCUAUCCUUGGUAUAUGCAGAACUAUAUGCACUAUAACAGCAAAGCCUGACUAAUCCUAUCAUACCUCAGCCUUAUCCUGCUCUUACCAAACAUUGGUCUUGUCUUCCAUUCUGUCACCGUAUCAACAGCUGACGGCACUUUGGGAAAAAGAGUGUAGUUUAAUGCUUGUUAUAAGAUUCCACGUUUCUCCCCAUCACUUCACAUCCUUGUGGCCUUUCACACAAGCUAGAUGGAAUUCACAAUUUUUUGCUUACCAUGCACAUCAGAGUUGAGACCCCAUUUAUUUUAUCACAAUUCUCAUGAUGUUUGAGCAAAGUUGUUCCUGAAUCUGUGUUUUUAACGUGUGCUAAUGGGUCUUAUAAAGUCCCCAACGCUUUGCAGUCCCAUAAAUGUGUUUACUUUAAUAACUGAAUAAAAAGGAAAAAAAUUAAACCCUAUCUUGAUCCAGAUCCGCAUCAAAAUACAAAAGUUUUCAAAGUAUUCAAAAAUAUUCCUAAAUACCACAAUGUUAAGAAAUACUUAAAAUCCAGAUUCCGCACCUGGAUCCAGAUCGGUACCAAAAAGUAGCCCCUUGUUCCUUGAUCCAUGGCCUUAUUAGAUUGCAUUGCAUACAAACAAACAUACAAGACCAAAAAGGUAACCUCCUUGGCAGAGGUAAUACAUUUUCUAUUCAGAAACCACAUUAGACCAAUUUUUUCCCCAAGGAGCUGAGGGUUUUAAUGUUUUUGUUGUUGUUUUUUUUUUUUUUUAAAGAAGUAGAGCUGUCAGUUUUACCACUGCACAGGUAUUGGUGUGGUUAAUACUUGUUGACAAUUCUCCUAAUCAUUCUUCUUAAAAUUUCAUUUUCUGUUUUGAUUUUUUCCCCCUGUGGUCAUUAAUAUGACAGGACUGCACUUCAAGGACAAAGCCAGAGUAAGUAAAAGUUAAAAACAUGAAAAACAGCUCUGAGUAAAACCCUUCUGCUGGCCUUUCUUUGUAUUCAGUGUUUUAAUAUACACAGUUUGACCAAAUCUAAGGGCUUAUCUUUAGUGUACAUGUGUAUCCUCUGAGAUGUUUACUUCAUUCAGGGACAUCUAAUGACCACUGAGCAUAAGAUUGUGUUUUGUUUUGUUUUUAAAUAUACAGGACCACUCAUUUGUACAUCUUUCAGGUGCUUCACUUGCCUAGACUUAUAAUUUGGUCCAUUUAUAAAGACACUCUGUUAACAUUAUGCCUGAUUGCACUGAAUAUUGCAGUUUUGUAUAGUUUUGUAUUUACAUGACUAAGCCAGGUGGAGUGAAUUAUACAUAUAGCAGGUGUUAUGCCAACAGCCACUUACCUGCAUUACUGCGGAGCCAUUAAUACCUCCUUAAAGAAAAACAUAUUGUUGAUGCCAUCACUGUCUGUAUUCUCAGUUUACUCUCAUUUACCUUCCUGAAUAGUUUCCUUGGAAUUAUUAUUUUGAAUAUACUCUUUGUUAGUAUUGUUUAACCUAUUGCUAAUAUACCUACUUGAUCACGCUUAAAGGGUGUCUGCAGGUUGUUAAAAAGUAUUAAAUUGUCUCAAAUUGAAUUUGACAUACAUGCACAAGGCCUCUAAAGUCACUUAUAAUUAUCUUAAAUUGGGACUGUAUAAGGUCUUCAUUUUUAUUAAAAGAUUUAAUCUGAUUUAAUUUUAUUUGUGCGCAUAUGUGACUAACUCUGUCAGGAAAAGGUUUGUUCUAGAUAAACUAAACUCCCUUUAUAAUGACCUGUCAUACUGACCUGCUGAUAGAUAUCAGUAGAAACUUUCACACUAUCUAUACAAACACUGGUCUUAAACUAAAAAUGGUGUUAUCAGUAUGACACCCUGCAUGUUGUUAAAUGUGUGACAUUUGAAGCUUUACUCAAGUUGUGACAUUAAAAUAUCCUUUAUGUCUUAA